AAAUAAAAAAGAAAUGUCUUACUUACACGUUUAAGUGGCUAUUUUUUAGAGUAUCUAGUAGUGUAUGCCUGUUUAAAACCGCUCAAUUUGUCACACAGAUACUCUGAAAAUUCUACUAUAAUGCAGCACAACUUAACGAAUUGGAAAAUUUUGUAACAAUAAUAAUUGGGCUGUUGGACGGGGCCGAAUUGCAGUAAUUCGCCGAGCAACGAAAACGCGUCACUUUUUACGCCCAAAAAUAAGUUAAAUGGUUAAGGGAUAAAUACAUUUCUAAACUGAGGCGGGAGGGAGAGAAAACAGAAACCGUUUCAUCACUCAGUGGGCAGUUGUCAGGUGGAAGAGCAAGGAGGCGCUGCCGCACGCACAAAUACACACACUCACACAGUCACGCAGAAAAUUUUAGGCUCCAAAAUUUCUCCCUCCAACCCGCCGGAGGAGCGUGUCUCUCGUUUCUUUCCUAACGCCGGCCGAGGAGUUAAUUCACUGAAUUUUUACUGGUUCCAGUUCAAGAUGAAAUUCUACGGCGUCGCGUUGAUUUUGUCUCUGGCGGUUCUGCUAUUAUUCUGCGGUUCUGUUGCGGCUAUUAAGCAAGGCGACACCUGCGUUGCGAAUAACUGCGAUGCAGGGUUACAUUGUGAGACCUGUCUAGCGAUUGGCGAUGUUCGACCUCGUUGCACAAGAACCAAGCCCACUAAUCCUUUCUCGAGGGUGUCAGGGUUGCCGUUUAAUCGGUACUCAUGGUUAACAACUCACAAUGCGUAUGCUAGAUUGGGGGAGAGGUCGGCCACGGGAUCGGCGAUCUUAGCUCCGACGAAUCAACAGGACUCCAUAACUGGUCAACUCAAUAAUGGUGUUAGAGGAUUGAUGCUGGACUUUUAUGACUUUGAGAAUGACAUUUGGUUAUGCCACUCCUUUGGUGGUACCUGCUACAAUUUCACAGCCUUUCAACCGGCGAUUAAUGUCUUGAACGAGGUUCAAGUAUUUCUGGAAGCAAAUCCUUCUGAAAUUGUCACAAUCAUAAUUGAAGACUACGUUACAUCUCCUAAUGGUCUAACUAAAGUGUUUAACGCCGCUGGUCUGAGAAAAUUCUGGUUUCCAGUGUCGAGGAUGCCCAAAAAUGGUGGAGAGUGGCCAACAGUAGAUGAUAUGAUCCAAAAGAAUCAGAGAUUGGUAGUUUUCACAUCAAAAUCUUCUAAGGAAACUUCUGAACAGAUUGCUUAUCAAUGGAGGUACACCGUUGAAAACCAAUAUGGGAAAGGUGGAAUGGAAGCUGGGAAAUGUCCCAACCGUGGAGAAUCCCCGGCAAUGAACACUACAACACGUUCAUUGAUAGUGAUGAACUAUUUUCCAGACAGUCCAGAUGUUACUCAAGCCUGCAAACACAAUUCGGCACCUCUGAUGGACAUGCUGAAUACUUGCUAUGAAGCAUCCGGAAAAAGGUGGCCUAAUUAUAUAGCUGUGGACUUUUAUAAGGUACCAGAUGGACAAACUAAUAUUUCAAUUCCCGUUCCAUAAUUUAAAAAUUUAACAAAUACAUACUCAAUUAAUUAACUUUUUUGGAUUGGUUAAAACUUUUGUAGAGAAGUGAUGGUGGAGGUGCUCCUCAAGUGGUUGACAGAGCCAAUGGUCAAAUGAUUUGUGGCUGUCCAAAUAUUCUGUCUUGCAGGGUAUCCUGAGCCUAACUUAUCUUAAACAUCUCUUGGUUUUGAAACUGCUACCUAUGCAAGUAAAUAUUCCCAUGAUCUUUGAAUGCCUAUAAUGCAGGAAAACAUGACCUUUGGAUCCUGUGACCCACCUAAAGGAGCCUAUGCACCUGAUGUAGCCGGUAAAAUCAAGACAAGUUUCGCAUUGUCAUGCCGAAGAUCAGUGGGAGUCCUCUGGCUGAUGACCACAUCUCUUACGGCCAUCCUUCUAUCAUUGUGAACAAGGGGAUCUAAUUUGCUGAUAGCGUUUCUUUGGGGGUUAAAGACAGACAUCUUACUGAUAAAUGCUCUAUUCCAAGAGGUUCUGCGUAUGCUCUAACCUUUAGUCAUUUGUCUGGUGGUUUCAAACUUUGAUUCUUGUGAUUGCUAGACUGUUUGAAACUGGAGAUAUGGUACUCAGUUACUUGGAUAUCCCUCUAUGGAUGAGAACGGGAUUACCGUUAGUCCUUCGGAUAAGUUGUACAUAGAUGAUAGAUCCAUGCUCUCCAUAAAUCUCAAUGAUUCAGUGAAGAUAGAAUCUGUACUCCUUACGAUUUUCUGAUUUCUAUGGGAUUCACUUUGUUGGAUCAAGCAACUGAUCUGGAGAUUUUGUUCUACAGAAAAGUUUAGAAAAAUACGAACUUGGAAACAUCUGGUUUUGGCUCUUUAUUGUGCUGCACUGCUGCUAUGGUUCGAAUUUUAUAGACAUGCGGUCAAAUGCAUUAUGAAUUUAGGAUGAUAACAUCGUCAUUUUGAUUUCUAUCAGUUCCAAU
Oldenlandia corymbosa var. corymbosa is the source of this 2455-nucleotide messenger RNA. The record is from the annotation of a GenBank genome assembly. Lineage: Eukaryota; Viridiplantae; Streptophyta; Magnoliopsida; Gentianales; Rubiaceae.